CUCUAGAAACCAACGACUUUAAGAGCAAUCAAACUUGAAUAGUUUUUCUUCACUUUUUAGCUAUAUAUAAUGGCUGUUGAUAUAAGACGAACAACAGUGCUAUGCAUGCCAAGGCAACAAUGGCCAGAUAGAGAGAGUAGCCCUGAGAGAACCAAGAUUUGGUUCGAGCCAAAGCCUAAGAAUACCGUGCAAAAAGUUCCCGUCAUUUACUACCUCUCCCGGAAUGGCCAACUUGAGCAUCCUCACUUCAUGGAGGUGCCUCUGAUCUCUUCACCCAAAGGGCUUUAUCUCCAAGAUGUGAUGAACAGACUAAAUUUUCUUCGAGGACAGGACAUGGACAAAUUGUAUUCUUGGUCUUCAAAACGGAGCUACAGAAAUGGAUUUGUGUGGCAAGACUUAUCCAAGAACGAAUUCAUAUACCCGUGUCACGGCCAUGAAUACAUUCUCAAAGGUUCACAACUCUUAGAAACCUGUUUGAGCUUUCGAUCCUAUGAAAGGGCAUCAUCAUCAUCAUCAACGUCAAACAUUUCCACAGAAACAAACAGUUCCAGUGUAGAUUCCAAUGUCCCGGCCAUUCUCAGGAAAAAGAAUCAGUCCUGGAGUUCAUGUGAAGACCUUCGUGAAUAUCAAGUUUACAAGGCCAAAACUGCUGCAGAGUUCGCUGAAAAAGCUGCUAACGCAGCAACACAGACUGAGGUUCACAAGGGGAGGCCUAGAGGGAAAGAUAUCGAAGAGAUGGAAGGGAGUGGUGAAACUAAGCCGAGUGCAGAAGAGGUUUCUUCAUCACUUUCAAAGUCUAGCUUGGAAAAGUGUUCGAAGAUUGAUAAUGGAUCAGCAGAUUCAGGAAUUCCGACUGUGGAACACGACCGACUUCCCAGUGGGAGGAUGAAGGCAUCUACGGUGUUGAUGCAGUUGAUCGGAUGUGGAUCAAGAAGGAUUAAAGAUUUGUGAGUACUCAACUUACAGCGAUUCAAGUAUUGAGGGUGUGACAGAAUAUGGAGUACAGCUUAAUGAAUUGUAUUGCAUAUGAGAGAGAGAG
Molecule: messenger RNA, 1039 nt
Organism: Juglans regia (Persian walnut)
Lineage: Eukaryota; Viridiplantae; Streptophyta; Magnoliopsida; Fagales; Juglandaceae
Product: protein UPSTREAM OF FLC-like
Exons: 3
Coding region: 70-951 (293 amino acids)
Source: RefSeq, a predicted model, not a curated record